CCUCUCCUUCUCCUCUCUUCUCGGUCUCUUCAGUCCACCCACUUUCUUUCUUUCUCAUCUCCCUCUUCCUCUCUCUCUCUCUCUCGCUUCCUCCUUUUCUACUCCCUUCAUCUCCCUCCUCGCGAAUGCCGCUCUUUACCCCCUCGACGUGACUCGCUCUGCCGCCCUUCGCAUCUCCACUUUAUUAUUGAUUGAUUUCCCCACCGUGGAAUGAAGUGAACGUGGGCUUUUUUUGACCCUGGCCGCUGUUGAGCCUCUCUCGUCUUCGCUUUCUCCCUCCCCCGAGCCUCGCCUGCCUGCCUCGCCUGCCGACCGUCAGCAUGGCUCACUAUCAGAAUGGCCAUCCGGUCUAUGGCCAGCCAAAUAGUCCCUCCUCGUCCGCCGCCCAACCUGCCCGCUACGCCUCCAACCACAAUCCGCCGCUGCGCCGCAUGCCCAGCUACGACGUCGGCGACGACGCCGCCCUCUCUGCCCACAACGCUCGCUCCGCCGACGCCGCCAACGGUCAAUACGGCGCCUGGGCUGCCGAGGGCUACGGCCGGGCUGACCCCCGGUAUUCCCAGCUCCCCGCGGCCACGUCGCCCCAGGUGCCGCGGAGUCGGGGCUCCUCGCACUCCGCCUACCAGUAUCAGUAUACCUCGACGCUGGCCUCGCCCACCCAGCCCGCCUACAACCCGCAGCAGUACGCCGUCCCGUCCACCCCGUCGCAGCUGGGCUACAAUCCGCUGGCCUACUCGGGCUCCGGCAGCAGUGCCUACGCCGCCGCUUCGGCCGGGGGCAGCGCUGCUGCCGGCCAUCAGCCUUACAAUCCCGCCGCCUACUCGCAGGCUCCUCCGACGCCCCUGACCUACCCCCCGCCACAUCCACACCUGCCGCCGCCGCCGCCGCCCCGGGGCACCGAGCAUCCUUACGGAGGACGUCCACCCCCGGCCGGCUCCUACGGAUUCUCUGCCCCGCAGUCGACGCUGCCGUCCGCGUAUCCCCUGGGCUCGCCGUCCACCCCCAGUGCUGCCUAUGCCGUUGGAGGAGCCCUGGCCGCGGGCGGGCUCGGCUCGACGGCCUACUCGACCGGUCACUCCCCCUACCUGCCUCAGUCACCUCGUCGCUCGGAGAGCACAAUCGCUGCCGCCGUCGGGGACGAUCAGCCGCCGCCGCCGCCCGCUCAUGCCACUGCCGGCGACGACCCCUUUCGCAAGCGAUUGAGUUUCACCCGUCCAGGUUCCGGCCGCUCGCUUCCUACGCCGCCCACGCAGCAUAGUCAGUCGCCGCACUCGCCACACUCGCCGCGCCGCGCCGAGACCUUGACCCGGCAUCCGCAGGCCCGGCCGUUGCCCGGGCCUCCUGUCGACGCCGACGCCGCUAGUACCUCGAGGACGAACGGGGCCGGCCAUUCGCCGUUCGACGACGCGGCGGACGAUUUCCAGGCCGCUGACCGUCCGCUGUCCGGGGCCAUGCGCCAGAGGAUUGGACCCCUCCACGUGGACACGCAGCACAACCCCUUCCGGGGCGAUGGCGAGAUAGCGCAGCACGACGCGACCGGCCUGCGCCUGUCGCCCGACGAGCGUCACACGCACACCAAUGGGAACAUGGCGACGGGCACGGGCCAGUACGUCAACUACGACGCCUACAGCGACGACAGCGACGCCGAGGCGGCCGCCGGACUGGCCAUGUUGCAGAUGGCGGACGAGGAGGAGAAGGCGCAGGCCGAGCGGCUGCAGGAACGAUCUCGCCGCGAGACCAACGCCUCGAUCAUCAGUGCCUACGCAUCGCAUCCGUCCGGCGGCGCCGCCUCGCCACACCCGGACACCCGGCCGGACGACGGCGCCCUAUAUGGUGCCGGCUAUCGACGCUCCCAGUACGGCGAGAUGGGAUAUCAUCGGGACGAGGCGGUGCCGGCGGCAAACGGCCCUGACCGGGACCGCCUCAUGGCCACGUCCGGCUCGCUGCGCAGCUCCAACGUAUCGUCCGACGAUCGGGCCGAGUACUCGGACGACUACGACUAUCCGCCCGUCGCCGACGACGAUCGCGCCGCCGCCGCCUACCCCUUCCAGCCGCUGCCCUCGCACGCGCGCGUGGACGCCGGCGGCACGGGCGGCCUGUCGGAGCCGGGGGCGUACGGGCGCCGCAUGAGCUUCGAUUACGGUGAGGAGGCGGAGACGCCGCCCAUCCAACAUUCGCAGCAUUCGGACAGCGAGGGAUCGGAGCGUGGCGACGAGCCCGAGGAUCUGUUCUUUCACCCGGGCAUGCGACCCCUGCCUCCCGCACCUGUGGAACCGGCGAACAACGCGCGCCUGAUGCCGCAUCUGAUGCCGGCCGGCACGUACCGGCACGCGGAGCAAGAGGACUGGCAAUCGGCUUCACAGUAUACUCCCUCCUACCUCCCAGUUGCUGCAGACUCGUACAGGCCGACCGUGUCCGCCUCCUCUCAAGUUCCACGGUCGACGUCCUUGUCGAGCCAUCCGAUUGGACCGCGUACUGACCCCCCUAUCAGGUCCAAAACCGACGCUGAUCGGGCCAAGUACCGGCAGCAGCAGCAGCAGCAGCAGGAGCAGGAGCUGCUGUCGCUGCGCCCGGAAUCUGGCUCGCUGCAGCUGGACGCGCAGACGGCGGCCGCCAUGGCCCUGGACCUGCCCACCAUCCCCGCCGGCCGUCGCAAGAAGUUCAACCCGACCAAGUUGAGCUCGGAGCAGUUCCGCCGCUGCACCGAGCCCUGGGCGCUGAGCGCCGUGCUGGCCUGGAUCCGCGAGCUGAGCGAGGACGAGACCGACCUGAAGGAGCAGGCCAUCGUCGAGGCCCUCGUCGCGCUCUUCACCCACAAGGUGCCGACCAUGAACAUGGCCGACGCCGAGACGCUGGCCGCCCGCGUCGUCGCCAACAUGCUGGCCGAGGAGGCCCUGGUGAAGGAGGAGGAGUGGGUCAAGUUCGGUCCCGGCUCUCUCUCGGGCGUGCUCUUCCAGAUUACCGGCACCGGCUGCUACUCGUCCCUGCUGCACGAGCAGGAAGGCGAGGCCUUCGGCCGCUGCUACUCCUACCACUGCAUGCGCACCCUGAAGAAGGUGAACCUGAAGGCGCAGAUAAUGGAGCCGCAGAAGAAGGCCGAGGACUGGGUGACGUUCUACAAGGUCCCCAAGGAGGUCUGGGAGCCCUACCCGAAGAAGGAGAUCGACCGCCAGAACAACCUGCACGAGGUGGUGACCACCGAGGAUUCCUUCAUCGGCCAGCUAGACGUGCUGCGCGAUCUCUACCGCGACCAGCUGCUCAGCAUGCAGCCUUCCAUCAUCCCGCCCAAGCGCCUGAACAAGUUCCUGCACGACGUCUUUGGCAAGGUCGACUCCGUCAAGCGCGUCAACGAGGACCACCUGCUGGCGCAGCUCAAGUACCGCCAGAAGGAGCAGGGUCCCUUCAUCGUCGGCUUCAGCGAUAUCUUCCGCGAGUGGAUCCGCAAGGCGAAGUCCGUCUACGUCGACUACGCCGCCACCUUUCCCCAUGCCAACUACCUGGUGCGCAAGGAGGCCGAGCGGAACAUCCACUUCCGCCAAUUCCUGAACCAGGCUCGCGACCACAAGCUCUCGAACCGGCUCAGCUGGGACACCUACCUCAAGGCCCCCAUCACGCGGAUCCAGCGCUACACCCUCCUGCUCUCCACCGUCCACAAGAACAUGCUGAAGGAUAGCGAGGAGAAGGCCAACGUGGCCCAGGCCAUCGAGGAGAUCAAGCUGGUCGCGCUGGAGUGUGACAACAAGGUCGGCGAGAUGAGCAAGAAGGUGGACCUGAUGGAGCUGUCGUCCAAGCUGCAGCUGCGGCCGGAGAUGAAGAAUGAGGUCGAGCUGAACCUGGAGCAUCUGGGCCGCGAGAUCAUCUUCCGAGGCGACCUGCAGCGACCGGGCACUCGCACCCGCUUCCUGGUGGACACCCAUGCCAUCCUCCUCGAUCACUACCUGGUCCUGGCCAAGGCCGUCACGGCCCGGGACCCCUCGCGCACCGUCAAAUACGAGAGCUACGACGUCUCCAAGCUGCCCAUCCCCAUGGAUCUCCUGGUCCUGGAAAGCGCCAACGAGGAUCCGGUGGUCAAAUCGUCGGUGCGUGGCGUCGCGACGGUGACGCCGCCCCAGGCCGCCACGCGAGGCACCGGUGCCGUGCCCUCUCCCUACGCCGCCGGCGGCACGUCGGCGCUGGUGCCCACCACGGUGCUGGAGAACUCCAAGGACGACAAGAUCCUCUACCCCUUCAAGAUCAAGCACCUGGGGAACGCGGGCACGUACAUCCUCUACGCCUUUUCUGCCCAGAGCCGGCAGGAUUGGUGUGAUAAGAUCACCGAGGCGAAGACGAAGCAUGCGGCCGCCCUCUACACCCAGAAUGCCGAGCCCUUCCGGCUUCGUGUGCUGGCGGACACGGCCUUUGCCAACUCGGAUUUCUCGCCCUCGAGGUCGGUCACCAUCGACGGCACCCCCCUAGACCGCGCCAUCAAGGAAGUCGAGCUGCGGUAUCCCGCGGCCAGCCCCCGGCCUCAACCAGUCUGCAGGACGGCCGUCCACUGUGCUACCGUUUUUCAACAGCCUCCCGGUCGAAUGAUGUGUGCCAUCGGCACCGAUUAUGGGGUCUACAUCUCCGAUUACAAUGACCCUCGGGGUUGGAUUCGGGCGAUCCCGAUUGUACGCGUGACUCAGAUCGCCGUCUUUGAGGAAUUCAACGUUUUACUUCUUAUCGCUGACAAGUCCUUGAUCGCCUACCAUCUGGACGUGGUAUGCCCUGCCAGCGGCGUCCAAAACCAAACCACCAGCGAUUCUGCCCGACGCGCACCGCAAAAGCUCUCGGGGAACCGAGAAGUGGGUUUCUUCGCUGCAGGCCAUAUGAAGGAUCGUACCCUGGUCAUGUACAAGAAACGGGAUGGAUUGUCGUCCACGUUCAAGGUUAUGGAACCAGUCCUGCAGAAAUCGUCCUCCAGCAAGACGCGCUUCUUCCAUUCUCGUCGCUCGCAGACGGAGUUCUUCCGCGAGUUUGACGAGUUCUACAUCCCGGCCGAAAGCUACGGCAUCAACAUGUUCCAUUCCUCGCUAGCAAUUUCCACCCAGCGCGGAAUCGAGAUCCUCACGCUUGACAAGAAACAGACCUGGUCGGUCCCGGAUUUCCGAUCGGAGGCUCCGGAGGCGCAGGCCCAUCUGACCGGCAUUGCCACUCGGAUCAGCAACCUCCGGCCGUUGGGCAUGUUCCGGUUGAGCGACAGCGAGUUCCUCGUUGUCUAUACCGAAUGUGCUGUGUACGUGAACAAGCAUGGCGACGUCUCCCGUAGCGUGGUCAUGGAAUUUGUGGGACGGUCUCAUUCCGCCUGUCUGUACGGGAAAUUCUUGAUUCUCUUCAAUGAAGACUUUGUCGAGGUCCGCAAUGCCAUGAAUGGACGUCUGCGUCAGGUCAUCCCGGGUCAUAACGUCGUUCUCCUCGACGACGGCAGCAGCAUGCCUGGUUCCGGAGCCAACAGUGUCCCCACCUCUGCAGGCGGUGCCGUGAACUUGUCCAGCGGCUUGUCUAACGGCGGCUCCAUGGCCAGCAGCGGACGAACGGUCAAGAUCUGCAUGCAGCACCCCGAGCACGAACGAAGUUUGAUCAUUCUCGAACUGAUUGAGAACGAGGACCAGAAAGAUUGAUCUGGAGUCCUUGCCUUGCGUGCUUCUGCUGCAUGUCUUCCGGAAUUAUCUCCAUCCCUUCCCUCUCAUUUCUUCCCUUCCCUCUUCAUUCUUUUUUUUUUUUUUUUUUAUUAUUAUUUUUU
This is a messenger RNA of Aspergillus steynii IBT 23096, 5764 nucleotides long. Its product is annotated as putative Rho guanyl nucleotide exchange factor. The coding region runs from base 321 to 5642 and encodes 1773 amino acids. NCBI's taxonomy places the organism in Eukaryota, Fungi, Ascomycota, Eurotiomycetes, Eurotiales, Aspergillaceae. The record is from RefSeq and is a predicted model, not a curated record. The transcript has 3 exons. Gene Ontology annotation, molecular function: guanyl-nucleotide exchange factor activity.